CAGCCCGUAUUUCCUUCUUGAGAAGUGUACGUUCAGUGUUGAGUUUCUCCUCUUGCAUUAGUCAGAGAAUAAAGCUCCCCGCAUACGAGAUGAAAUCAAUACCCGUUUCUUGGUAGCGAGCUGAUGGUAGCUUCUGGAAAGCACGUUGUUUUUGCAGCAGACUGCUACGGAAACAUGCUGGCAGAAGCUUUCAUUAAAAGGCCUUUUUACUUGCUUUGUUCUCACCUGCGAUAACCGUCCGCUUCACUGACGAGAAACCAACAGCCCGCUGGUGUCGAGGCAUAAUUAGAAAGUGCACGUUCGCGAAUGCAGCGCAUUUCUCAUGGGCCUGGUAGUUUCUGAGUGUGCGCAUUUAUGUGUCUUUGUGUGCUUUUAAGUAUAUACAGUCUGGACUGUAAUCAUGACCCUGCCCUGUGCUCAUGACAGGACUGGACUCGGCUGUGGCUAACUAACCAUAUAGUGUACUGUCUGCUUCUUCUUUUCAGUCCUCUAAAAUGUGGCCUUGUUGAAGCAGUGUUAGAAGUAUUUUCAGAAGUAUUUUAUUAAAAGUGGAAUCCCUGCCCAUUUUACAUGCUAAUCUUAAAGAAAAACAUUCUGACAGAGUGGGAGAUCAAGGAUUUCUAGAGAGGAGGCAGCUGCACAUCUAUUAAUUGCCUCUAUAAUGAAGCACGGAAACCAGUCUUCCUCUUACAGGAGCUUUGAGCGGCAUGCAUUGUUUCAGCUGGGUGGUCAACAGGAAGCUUCAUGGAGAACCAGCUCUAGAAAAAGAAUCUUCUGUGUGUUUCGAGCAAGUCUGAGGAUUUCAAUGAGGAAUCAAAGCUACCACGUAGAGUUCUUGUGGACUUGUAGACUUCAUUUGGCUGUUCUUUUUUCUCAAAAUGAAACCUCCUUUAAUUUGUUGAAAUUAUUUUAAAAAAUAGAGAUGGGAAUUGCAACCUAGUCAGUAGAUUCUGUGGCACCAAUCACAUCAUUAUUUUACUAAUCUGUAUAUGAAGAAAAUGAAGAAGCGUUGUUGGAUGGAAAGAAGAUUCUUCAUCGGGAUACAAUUUAGCAGCUGUGCUUUUCUUAAAUCAAAGAGGUGACCGGUUUAAUUGAGGUUCUUCUCCUAUAACUAUAUUUUUUGACAGUUAUAUUUCUAAGAAACCCCUCCCUGAAACUAGAAGCCUAUUUAUCUUGUGCAUGUUCUGCUCUUAACCUCCUUAAUUAAGAUAAAAGACGCAGAUGUCUAUGCACCCAGUACUUAGAGGUUGGUCGGUAAAUGUAUAGAACUGUGUGGCGUCUCCCAGCUUUACUGAGCAGAACGCACUGAUUCCAUACGGCGGAUCUGUAAUUACAGCAACGUCGCAGAAAGCUCCCACCCUGCCAAAGUCAACGUGGUCCAAUGUGGUCUCGGAGGUAUUGCGGAGCAGAAAAAGAUCAAACACGUGGACAGAAGUUGUUCUAUAAGCUGCCGUAGUAGGCCACACGGAGUGGACGAUCCAGCUGUGGAGCUAUAAACAGCUGUCCUAAGAACAGGAUGUCACCACUGGUCUGAGGCAAUUGACACGCCUUUACCGCUGAGGGGGUUCCAUUUGUACUUCACGCCCGCCGUGAUAAGGUUUCUAGAUUGUUUCAUUUGUUAGUUUCUAACAGCCGAUGUCCUUAUCUGGUUAUUUAGCUUUAGAUGUUUGAUGGUCAGCGUUGUACAGUGAUGUCACUGCUGCUGAUGCUGGGCUUUAAAUUCCAUUAGCCAGCUGGCAGCAGCCAUGUUCUCCCUGAUGUCAUCUCUAGGAGUCUCCUCCACUUCUCUAGUAUCCCUCUUUGUGUCUCCCUCUCCCUCUCUCUCUCUCUCUCUCUCUCUCCCCCACUCUCUCUGCUAGAUGUCUGAGCAAGUGAGGGCUUGUCUAGGGGGGUCGGUGGGGGGGGGUUGUUGAGUGGACUAGAUGCAAAAAGAAUCAGUAGAGUGAGAGAAACGGUGCUUUCGAGGCUGGGUCUCCUUCGCAGGAGAAAGGCGAUUGUGCUCCAUCAGGCAGCCUCUCCGCCGAUGCACCACGGCUGCAGAGGGAGUGGACCAUGGAGAUUGACAAACAACAACACAGUAAAGACUCUGUGUUCUUCAGAGAUGGAGAGCGUAUGAUUGACUUUGUCCUGUCCUAUGUUGAAGAUAAAGAUGGUGAGAGAAAACAGGAGAGGAGGAGGCUGUAUGAAGCCAAUCUGGUGAAUGUCGGCCUGGAGCUGGAGACAGAAGAUAAAUCUGAGUCAGAGGAUGGAAAGACUUUUUUCGUGAAGAUCCACGCUCCGUGGGAGGUGUUGGCCACCUAUGCAGAUGUGCUGAAGGUUAAGGUCCCUUUCAAGGCCAACGACAUCCCAGACAACAGCGACAUGCCGAUGAACUGGCUGUCCACCCCGUUCCGUCUGCCCGAGCACAUCAUGCACCCCGAGCCAGAUUAUUUCACUGCUCCCUUUGACAAGAGCAAGUCCGACUUCUUCCUCAUCGACGACAAAGAGACGUUCUUCUCGCCUUCUACUCGCAACAGAAUCGUCUACUACAUCCUGUCCCGCUGCUCUUACUACAGGGACGAGUGUGGAGAUAGAGACAAGAAGGGGAUUAAGAGGUUACUCAACAACGGCACCUACACUGCUGCCUUCCCCCUGCAUGACAGCAGAUACUGGACAAGAUCGAGGGAUGCUAACCGAGAAAGUGACAGAUACAACCUCCACAAACACUGGGCCAGAUUCUUCUGUUUCUUCAAAGAGCAGCCCCUCAAUCUCAUAAGGAAGUAUUAUGGGGAGAAGAUAGGUAUUUAUUUUGCGUGGCUGGGCUUCUACACUGAGAUGCUGCUGUUCGCUGCAAUAGUUGGGACAAUUUGUUUCAUCUACGGAUUCCUCACUUACGACGACAACGAGUGGAGUAAAGAAAUAUGUAGUGAGGAGGUCGGAGGGAAUAUUGUCAUGUGCCCGCUGUGUGAUAAGAAAUGUGGCUACUGGAAACUCAACACAACAUGCAACUCCUCAUGGCAAUCGCACCUAUUUGACAACGUAGGAACAGUGUUCUUCGCCAUAUUUAUGGGGAUUUGGGUGACGCUGUUUCUGGAGUUCUGGAAGAGGCGGCAGGCUCGUCUCGAGUACGAAUGGGAUCUGGUCGACUUUGAGGAGGAACAACAGCAGCUUCAGCUUCGGCCAGAGUAUGAAACCAAGUGCACCAACCGCAAGCUGAACCGCAUCACUCAGGAAAUGGAGUGGGUUCUUCACAGGACUUUUACAGAUUUAAUGGGGAAGUUGUUGCUGUGCUGGGCCACAGUGACGCUCUGGAUCUCAUUGAUCAUUGCCUGCAUCAUUGGCGUGAUCGCGUACCGCCUGGCGGUAUACGCAGCCUUCGCCAGCAUCAUGAAGGACAGUGCCACCACCAACCUGCAGGUGGUGGGCCCCUACAUCACGCCACAGCUGGCCACGUCUGUCACGGCUUCCUGUAUCAACUUUGUCAUCAUCAUGAUCCUCAACCUUAUGUAUGAGAAAGUGGCUGUGUGGAUCACUGACAUGGAGAUUCCCAAAACCCACUUGGAGUACGAGAACAAACUGACGGUGAAGAUGUUCCUCUUCCAGUUUGUAAACUACUACUCCUCGUGCUUCUACGUGGCUUUCUUUAAGGGCAAGUUUGUCGGCUAUCCCGGCAAGUAUGAGUAUAUGUUUGGCAGCAAACUGAGGAAUGAAGAGUGUGACCCUGGCGGCUGUUUGAUUGAGUUGACCACCCAGCUGGUGAUAGUAAUGACUGGCAAACAGGUUUGGGGCAACAUCCAGGAAGCUCUGGUCCCGUGGCUGAUGAACUGGUGGGGCAGCAGGAAGGCACGAAACCACCCGGAGAGUCUGUACAGCCGCUGGGAGCAGGACCACGACCUGCAGGGCUUUGGUCAGCUGGGCCUCUUCGACGAGUACCUGGAAAUGGUGAUCCAGUUUGGGUUCAUCACACUGUUCGUUGCCUCCUUUCCACUGGCCCCCCUGCUGGCACUCAUCAACAACAUCAUCGAGGUCAGAGUGGAUGCCUGGAAACUCACUACUCAAUUCAGACGUCCUGUGGCAGCCAAGGCUCACAGCAUUGGAGCCUGGCAGGAAAUCCUCAAUGGGAUGGCUGUACUGUCUGUGGUCACAAAUGCGUUCAUUGUGGCCUUCACCUCCGAUAUGAUCCCUCGGCUUGUGUACAUGUACGCCUACCAGCCGGAAGGUGAGAUGAAUAUGAAAGGCUACAUUAACAACAGCCUGUCGGUGUUUAACAUCUCUGCGAUCCCACUGGAAAACAAGCCUGACGACGGGGAGAGCCCAUCCUGGUUCAACAGCUCCAUCACUACCUGCAGGUACCGUGAUUACCGCUACCCUUCUGGUCAUGAGAAGGAGUACCACCACACCAUGCAGUUCUGGCAUAUUCUGGCUGCCAAGUUGGCUUUCAUCAUUAUUGUGGAGCAUGUUGUGUUUGUGGUCAAGUUCUUCGUGGCCUGGAUGAUUCCUGAUGUUCCCUCUGACGUGAGGGCACGCGUGAAGAGAGAGCGCUACCUGGUCCAGGAGUAUCUCCAUAACUACGAAGUGGAGAAGCUGAAGAUCCAACUCAGCCAAAACACCCACGAUGACUGCACGUGCACGCCCAUGAUCUAUCCAUCUAUACCCAAGCAUGAGGUGCUGUCAGAGUGUCUCUAGCCCAGAGAGCUGCUGUUCGAUCUGCUGCACAAGAUGUAGGUGUUGAUCACCCUGCUGGUGUGUUUUGAUACUGACCACCACUUUGCUGUAGUGCCUGUGUUGUUUGUCUAGCACACUCACAAACACACAUAUUGGACUUUUCGCUAGAGGAUUCCCCCAAAUCAAAGCAAUUCAAUUGAAAGCAACUCUCAAAAAAACUCUUCUAAUCUGCUGAUAGUAAAAGUGCACACUGGUGAAAUACCAGGUCUCUAUGCAUGCGAAUAAAAAGGUCCUAUUUAUGUUUCUUCCACUCUGCGUCAGAGUUGUAACCAAAGUGCUGAUGAUAAUCAAUAUUCGCUGUAAGGAAAGAAAAAGACAAUGGUAUACACUGUGUCUAAGCCAGAAAACGUACUGUUAUUGUAUUUAUUUAAAUGCCACUGUGAGCAACCAAUGACUUGAUAUCCUACCACAUCCCACACUUAUCGUUGGUUCCACCUGCUAUUCGAAUAAUAGCAGUAAUUAAUCGUUUGGAAACUGAGAACUUGCUUAUUUGGAGGAGUUUAAGCGUUUUAUUUUUUGUUGUUAGUCUUGCAUAGUUUUUUUGCAUUUAGGUUGUUGCGCAGAUGUAACACAAUUUCAACAAUUGUGCUUCUUCCCCGCUGACGGGUUGCACUAAGCUUUAACACACUAGCAGCCCACCAGUUUAGAGGCCAAAGUCGUACACGUGAAGUAAAUCCGUGCAGCUGCUAGUACCCUGAGUGAGGGCAGAUGUGGGCCAGUUGUUGUGCAGCAGCAGUACGUGGUGCAUGUCGACUGCUGACAGGGAGGGAACAGAUGCGCCUCUGUUCACCAACGCGUCGGCGCUAAUGAAAGCCUGCCCCUACCUACGGAACUAUGUUUGCUCGCUCACACAAAGCGCUCCGGCCAUCGCCCGGUUCUCCUGCCUGUUUGCCUUAGCUGCGUCCGUUGUGAAGGAAAGAAACGCAUUCCCGUUUUUUUUAAUUUUGCACCAGGCACUUAAAGAAACGUUACUACCACGACACAAAUAAGUCAGUUGAAUUGUUGUCAUGACUCUACGUAUUCAUAAUCUGUAUUUUGAAGCAGCAAAUUGUGAUGAUCUGUGUUCAUUCAACCAGAACCAGAGGUGUAUCGUCUGAAUUUAUUAUUUAUAUUAAGCUUUUUAAUCAUAAAGGACAUAUUCUUUUUUGGGCUGCCUACAUAGAAAUUUGUAAGAAGAAUCUGUUGUCUAAGUAUUUGAAUUGUACAGCUGGCUGGCUGUGCUACAAACUCCGGCAACUAAAUGUGUUUGUUUGCGAUAUAGAUGUUAGCAUGUAGCCGAGAGCAAUGUUUAACUGUUCUAGUUUGCCUUCUACUUGCUCUGGUCUCUGCUGAACCUUUUGAUGCCUUAAUACAUCAAAUAACAUGUUUUAUUUCCUUGUAUAUUUUGUAUAUCAUCUAUUUGUGCUUGAGUAAUAACAUUUCAUUUUAUACCAUUACAAUCCUACAUAGAAUUUGAGGUAUGAGUUUUCAUCCAUUUGUUUCUGUAUUUUUUUGUAAAUGGUAUUAAAUCUGUAUCACCAAAGGAAAACCCUCUAAAAUAAAGUACCAUUAAUCUUGAA
Gasterosteus aculeatus aculeatus (three-spined stickleback) is the source of this 6263-nucleotide messenger RNA. Lineage: Eukaryota; Metazoa; Chordata; Actinopteri; Perciformes; Gasterosteidae. The record is from RefSeq and is a predicted model, not a curated record.